AAAAAAUGUAGAAGAUUUCACUGGACCUAGAGAAAGAAGUGAUCUGGGAUUCGUCACAUUUGAUAUUACUGCAGAUCUGCAGAGUAUAUUUGACUGGAAUGUUAAACAAUUGUUUCUAUAUUUGUCUGCAGAAUAUUCAACAAAAAACAAUGCUCUAAACCAGGUGGUCCUUUGGGACAAAAUAAUGUUGAGAGGAGAUAACCCAAGGCUGUUCUUAAAGGACAUGAAGUCAAAGUACUUUUUCUUCGAUGAUGGGAAUGGUCUCAAGGGAAACAGGAACGUCACUUUGACUCUCUCCUGGAAUGUUGUACCAAAUGCUGGCAUUCUACCUCUUAUAACAGGAUCAGGACAUGUGUCUGUACCUUUCCCAGAUACCUAUGAAACAACAAAAAGUUAUUAAAUUAUGAUAAUGAGUCCUAAGCAAGAUAUUUUUAUACUUGUAUAUUGUGAAUAAAUUUUAUUGUGGUUUCUUCUUACAUCCCAUGCAACCCUUCAGUGAAAGCUACUUAAUUUCCUCAGGUCUAACAGCAUAGGAAAAGGAAGUGAAAGGUCAGGGUCUUUUUUUUAAAUAAAACAAUGGAGCUGAAACUUAAAGAAAAAGUAAAUUGCAGAAUUAUAGUUUUGGGGGGAAACUUAAACUUUUUUUUUUUUUCUCCUCACCAUCUGGUUAUAGAUCCCCUUUUCUUUUAAAUAAACAUUUUUAAACCAGA
Molecule: messenger RNA, 710 nt
Organism: Pterocles gutturalis (yellow-throated sandgrouse)
Lineage: Eukaryota; Metazoa; Chordata; Aves; Pterocliformes; Pteroclidae
Gene: SPCS3
Product: signal peptidase complex subunit 3 homolog (S. cerevisiae)
Exons: 4
Biological process (GO): protein targeting to ER
Cellular component (GO): signal peptidase complex; membrane
Source: RefSeq, a predicted model, not a curated record